Lycium barbarum (goji berry) is the source of this 1785-nucleotide messenger RNA. Its product is annotated as (-)-germacrene D synthase-like. Gene Ontology annotation, molecular function: terpene synthase activity; magnesium ion binding. The coding region runs from base 31 to 1641 and encodes 536 amino acids. Lineage: Eukaryota; Viridiplantae; Streptophyta; Magnoliopsida; Solanales; Solanaceae. The record is from RefSeq and is a predicted model, not a curated record. Gene Ontology annotation, biological process: diterpenoid biosynthetic process. The transcript has 7 exons.
ACUUUCAAGUCUAGCCAAAAUAUAGGGAAGAUGGAUGUUCUUAAAUCAGCUCGUCGGUCUGUAGAUUACCAUCCAAGUGUUUGGGGUGACUAUUUCCUCGCAUAUGAUUCUUCAUCUACGGAGAUUGAUCGUCAUGAGGAAGAAGAAGUUGAAUGGCUUAGAAAUGAGGUGAGGAAGAUGCUACUAGCAUCGACACGAAAAUUAGAGCUCAUUGAUAUGGUGCAACGAUUAGGAGUGUCAUAUCAUUUUGAAACCGAUAUUGAGGAAUCACUUAAAAACAUCUACAACAAUAGUUGCAGUCAAUUUGAUAAGCUUGAGACUGUUGCUCUUCAAUUUCGAUUAUUAAGACAAGCUGGAUAUAAUGUCUCAUGCGAUGUCUUCGAAACAUUUAAAGAUGAUGAAGGGAAUUUUAAGGAAGCAUUGGUUAGCGACGUUAAAGGAAUUUUGAGCUUGUAUGAAGCAGCACAUCUCGGAGUUGGUGGAGAGAAUAUUUUAGAGGAAGCAUUAACUUUCACUACCAAGUGCCUUAAAUCCAUGGUGCCUAACUUAAGUGGAUAUUUUGUUAAACAAGUAAUUCAUGCCUUAAAGAUGCCAAUUCGCAGAACCUUAGCAAGAGUAGCAACAAGGCAGUACAUAAAUAUUUAUCAAGACAAUCCUGAACAUAAUAAAGUACUGUUACAAUUUGCACGACUAGACUUCAACAUGUUGCAGAAGGUACAUCAGAAAGAGCUAAGUGGUAUUACAAGGUGGUGGAAAGAUUUGGACGUUGAAAGAAAUUUCUCAUUUGCUCGAAAUCGUCUGGUAGAAGCCUAUUUUUGGAUAUUAGGAGUGUACUUUGAGCCUCGAUAUUAUAUUGCGCGAAGAUUCACAACCAAAGUAAUCUCCCUUGCCUCCAUAUUAGACGAUUUGUACGAUGUGUAUGGAACACUCGAUGAACUUGAAAUGUUCACGGAUGCCAUUCAAAGAUGGGACAUAAAUGCAUCACAGCAGCUACCUCCAUGCCUUAAGCUCCUAUACCAUUAUCUUUUUAAUACUUAUGCUGAAAUGGAAGAGUUGUUGGCAAAGGAAAACAAAUCCUACCGAAUUCUCUAUGCAAAAGCUGAGCUUAAGAAAGUAGUGAAAGCAUAUUAUCAAGAGUUCAAGUGGUAUCAUGCUGGAUAUGUUCCAACAUUUGAGGAGUAUCUGAAAGUUGCACUGGUAACUUCAUGUCAUAUGAUGCUUUCCACAACUUCUUUGGUUGGUAUGGGAGAACUAGUCACUAAGGAGAACUUUGAGUGGGUUACAAGUGAACCUUCAAUGGUAAAAGCUUCAUGUGUAGUUUGUCGAUUGAUGGAUGACAGGAUUGGACAUAAGUUUGAACAAGAGAGAGGGCAUGUAGCAUCAGCAGUUGAAAGCUAUACAAAGGAGUUUGGUUGUUCAAAUCAAGAGGCUUAUGUGAAUUUGGAGAAACUUGUAGCCAAUGCAUGGAAAGACAUAAAUGAAAAUUGCCUUUAUCCGAUGCCUGCACCCACGCCUAUCCUUGUGCGAGUACUCAAUUUAACCCGUGCCAUUAAUCUCCUCUACAAGGAUGAAGAUAUAUAUACAAACUCCAAAACCAAGCUAAAGGAUAUCAUUCAUAAAGUAUUAGUCCAACCAUUAUAAAUAUGAUUUUCCAUUAUGCAUGUAUGUAGUUUCGUCGUGUAUCAUUAAAAAGUACAAUGAUGUUUUAAUAAUUAUGUACGGAUAUUACAUUUCAGUUUUUAUUUCUAGUCGACAUAAAUUUGAAAGUUUUAAACUUUUUUUGGG